Molecule: messenger RNA, 818 nt
Organism: Mucor mucedo
Lineage: Eukaryota; Fungi; Mucoromycota; Mucoromycetes; Mucorales; Mucoraceae
Exons: 3
Coding region: 1-750 (249 amino acids)
Source: RefSeq, a predicted model, not a curated record
AUGCGUGGUCCAAAGACCAAAAUCGGGCCUCUUGGUGGCAACGUUUGUCCGGGGUCAUGUGCAUGGAUUACACUCGUUACGGACUACUUGCGUACUGUUCCGCUCUUGCCUGAUAACCGAGUACGCUUUUUCCUCUGCCCUCCAUUUGACACCGGAAUCACUCGUUUGGACUAUGGCACAUACGAGCAUCAUAACAAAAAAAAAAAUGGCAGUGAAACACAUUCUCGAGCGAUGAAUCCAAUCUGCUUCCUCCAUCGCAUGUCCUCAGUGCAAUUGAAUACGCCUGAGGUUCUCUUCGAUAUUGACUCGUACAUUUAUGUACCAAGUACCUUGUCAAUUCCCUUUCACAAGACCAACUUCGAUAUUUACUAUCGACCCAACUACAAUUACACGAUCAAGAAGGACUUGGGUAUUAAUUAUCACUAUGAUGACACAAGGCUUGGCUCGGGAAAAGUAAGCCAAUGCCCAAAUGUCUUGUUGGCCAAAGCUGGGGACAAUUUCGUCAACAUCUUCUUUCCAGCUUUGUGCCAGCAUUACGGCAAAAGUGGUUUCUCGGUUAAGCUUGAGCAUCAGUGUAUGUUCGUUGACAAUGUUCUGAUACCUGCUGUCCAAGCUGUCAUGGACAUAGACUGUCUAGCAGCGCCAUUAGACUUCAAGAGUGCUGCCACCAGUGGUAUUGGUCAUGCAGCCUUUAAACUGGUCACUGUCGAUCUUAACCAGGUCCUGACCGUUAUGAAGCGUCUUUGUUGAAAACGUUUAGUUCGAAAAUAAGUUUUUAUACUGAUUAAUAAAAGAGACAAAGUAAUUUUUUAAAUAAC